AUGGUGACCUUUAAGAAUCAGCCAGACUCCGAGCAAAGCGUAAUGGCUACUGAACCAUUGGCGGUUAAAGAACCGGAUUCAACCCGACUAUGGUGGCAUUGGCACGAGCCUGGUGCCAGCAAAGAAGAGAAGUGGCUAAUCUUCAAGCUAGACGCCGCGAUUCUCACUUACACUUGCUUGUAUCUGGAUCAAACCAAUAUCACGAAUGCUUAUGUAUCUGGAAUGAAAGAGGACUUGAACCUUCAUGGAAACGAACUCAACUGGCUGACGACGUACUUCAACAUCGGCAUCAUCAUCGGGGCACCAUUCUCAACAAUAAUGCUCACCUUUAUCAAGCCUCGUUGGUGGAUUCCUCCUUGCACGAUGGCUUGGUCACUGCUCGUACUGGGAAUGCACAAAGCUGAGACUGUUAAGACUCUAUAUAUCCUGCGGUUCUUCACUGGUCUUUGCGAGUCGGGUACUAUGCCUGGAUCAUUCUACAUUAUCGGGAGUUGGUAUCGCAAGUCGGAGAUCAGUAGGCGGACUACUCUCUUCUGGUUCUCAUCGGUGGGCGGACAGAUGUUGUCUGGAUAUAUCCAAGCUGGAAUGUAG
Molecule: messenger RNA, 591 nt
Organism: Fusarium verticillioides 7600
Lineage: Eukaryota; Fungi; Ascomycota; Sordariomycetes; Hypocreales; Nectriaceae
Exons: 5
Coding region: 1-591 (196 amino acids)
Biological process (GO): transmembrane transport
Cellular component (GO): membrane
Molecular function (GO): transmembrane transporter activity
Source: RefSeq, a predicted model, not a curated record